UAAAUGUAUUUCUUAUCUGUGGGGUCUGUUUUGUUUUGAGUGUAGAUAAUGCGGCGUUCAAAUGAGGCGCCCCUUGGCGGAUAUAGUAUACCCCUUAACGGCUUUGCGUAUAUUUAAAAUUUGUAAAGACCCAAUCGUGACACGCUGUCCCAUGACAACCAGAAGAAGCGCGCAUGGCAGCCAGUGGCAAGCAAAUCAACAAAGUAUCCAACCGGCCUGGGCUGUUUCUCCUCCGUAGCGUCUUCCCUGCGUGCCGUCAGCAAGCGAAUCAGUUGCCAGUUACCAGCUAUAUGCGGUGCAUGCAACAGCAUCGUCUUUUCAAUUCGCCCGCAUUACUUUCGAAAGCGAAACUUACGUAAAAUCUGCAUUUUCGCAUUUUUAAAUAUAGACCAUCAUAGCAUGUAGCGCCAUGCCACUACAAAAAACUAGGACACAUUUAUAAACAAUCGCCGUGGAGAAAAAGAGCCCAAAACGCUCAGCAUGAUUAUGGCUUCGUUGCGCGUAGUUAAUCGACUUGUGUGCCGUGGCUUUAUUGUGCUCACCUUGUUGCUCAUGUUCUUCAAUGAAGUGCUUAUUUAUUAUGUAGCACAAUCCAGCUGGAACCCAAUCGACUGUAAACUGGAAAACUGCACACGGCUGCUGCUCAUUGCGGAUCCGCAGAUCUUGGGCACCUCCUACGAUCGAUCGUCGCACAGCCCACUGGCCCGCUACGACUUGGAUCGUUAUCUGCAGAAGUCCUUUGAGCGCGCCGUCUCCUUUACGCAGCCACACAUUAUAGUUUUCCUGGGAGAUCUGCUCGACGAGGGUAACAUAGCUACCGCUCAGGAGUACAAGCAAUAUGUGCGGCGCUUCAAGCGCAUCUACCACAACAAAAGGCUAAUGAAUCGUGUUCAUGUGCCAGGUGAUAAUGAUAUUGGUGGCGAUAAUGGCGACUAUAUAUCGAACUCGAAUCAGCGUCGUUUUGAAAACGAAUUCAUGAGCGAGGAUCUGUUUGACUAUGACAAUCAUUUACGUUUCUUCAAGAUCAAUCGCAUGCUCCUGGAUUUCAGCAAUCCCGACAAGGAUCACAAUGCAGAUCGACUUCGCAUCGGUGUCUCCCAUGCACCGUUACUCAUCGGCGGUGGUCCGCUGCUGCGAGCUGUUAUCAGCGAUUUGGAUCCACACAUUAUAUUCUCGGGUCAUUGGCAUGAAUCUCGUAUAUUUAUUUAUCCCUCCACGAAAGUCAUCAAUUUCUAUGAGAAUGCCGUGCGGCAUUUUGAUCUGAAAGCGCUCAAGGAGCAGGAGCACAGCUAUUUGGAGAUUAUGGUGCCAACCUGCUCGUAUCGCAUGGGUAAAUCCAAAAUAGGCAUGGGCUACGCCGUGUUAGAAAACUACAAUCUCAGCUAUACGGUUCUGUGGCAGCCAAAUCGCUUUAUUCUGCUCUUCACGUAUGUAUUUUGGGGACUAUUUGUGCUAUGCUGUGCGAUAGUCUACAAAAUGAUGACAAGAUGUCCCUUCCGAGUGGCCAAACGGCAAACACUUUAUAGCCGCGUAUCGAACAUACCUCAAUUUUAGACUGUUUAAUCCUUAGCUCGAGCAAUUGUCAAUACAAUCAAUCAAAUGAGUCAAUCCCAUUUGUAGCAUAAUACUAGUAUUUUAAAUUAUAGCUGAGCUGGAUUUCGCAGAGGCCUAAAAAACUAUUUAAUUUUCUUAUAUUUAAAAUUAGGUUUAUUAUGACUGUUAUAUAUUUGUCAGCAAUUAGAAAUUAUAAAAAUUGUAAUUCUACUACAUUUAA
Messenger RNA from Drosophila grimshawi, 1774 nucleotides. RefSeq names its product metallophosphoesterase 1 (gene Mppe). Lineage: Eukaryota; Metazoa; Arthropoda; Insecta; Diptera; Drosophilidae. The record is from RefSeq and is a predicted model, not a curated record. Gene Ontology annotation, biological process: GPI anchor biosynthetic process. The transcript is spliced from 6 exons. The coding region runs from base 481 to 1554 and encodes 357 amino acids. Gene Ontology annotation, cellular component: endoplasmic reticulum. Gene Ontology annotation, molecular function: hydrolase activity.